Molecule: messenger RNA, 1568 nt
Organism: Pogona vitticeps (central bearded dragon)
Lineage: Eukaryota; Metazoa; Chordata; Lepidosauria; Squamata; Agamidae
Source: RefSeq, a predicted model, not a curated record
GCCGAGGUCUUGUGGGGGCGUAAACUCGUGAGGCGAGGGAAGAGGCCGCGCGAGGUUUGGGACUACAACUCCCAGGCUCUGCGGCCUGGGGAAUUCUGGGAGUUGUAGUCCCAACCCUCGCCCGCCCGUUCGCGUUGCCGGGGAAGAAGCCGGGCUGGGCCGAGGCUUGGCCGUCGCUUUUCCUGAGGCGCGCUCGGGGCCUGCUCCUCUUCCUCCGCCUCGGCCGCCAGGGAAGGUCGGUCGGUCGGUCGGUCGGUCCUUGAGGGGCCGGGAUGAGGCGUCGGCGUCUCUCCGGGGCCUGGCCGGCCUGGUCGCCGGGCUCGUCGUGCGGGCGGGCGCCGGUGCUGCUCUCCUGCCUGCUGGGCCACCUGGGGGGCCUCCUGGUGAGCGGGGCGGCCGGGCAGGCCCGGGUGGAGGUGAUGCUCCUCCUGCCCCCGCUGAAUCUUUCUGGGGUUAGUUUUCAAAUGUUGCUCGAACCCCUUCUCCAACCCCUUAUCUACCUAAAUGUGUGCCUUCUUAGCCUCUUCCUGAUCAUCAAACGGUAUGUGCAUAUGCGUUUAUAUCCAUUUAUGGCAGAUCCGGAGCCUCUGUGGUGUGCUGGACCUCAUAUGGAGCUCCUUUCCUGCCUCUUGAAAUCCAGGGGAAAGGUGGGGGAUACUGACCCCAAAUUGGAGGAUGAUGACAGCUGGAUUGGCGUCAUCCCCGUGGGAGAAGAACAAGCGGAGGUGCCAAGGGGGAGCAGAGAAGAAUCCUUCACUACAACGGUGGUCAAUAAGAUGAAGCGGGCCCUCGUCUUUGGUGCCUCGGCUCUGCUCAUCCUCGCACUGAACCAGAAUGCAAUCCGAGAGAUGGAUGUCCCCCAAGUUCUCUCAAAGCCAGUGGUUAUUGUCCAGACUUCUGAAAACGUUACCAAGCUCCUCGGAGCGCUGCUGCGAGGACUUCGGGCAACAGCCAAGAUUACAUAUCAAGCUGUGCUCUUGGAGAACGUGGGGGUGACACUGACUCUGUGGUCCACGUGUGGCCUCUCUCGGGGUGGCUUGUAUGGAGAGUGGCAGGGAGUCAUCUGCACGGGGGAAACAAGCUCCAGAGUCCAGAAGUACCUCCAGCAGCUGUGGAAUGCCAUCCUGCUCAUCGCCCUGAUCCUGUGCACGGGUGUGAUCAUGCAGGCACAACGGCAGUCUCGGCAUAGCCAGCUGGACGACGACUCUGAGCUGGAUCUCAAGCAGCACAUUGCCCAGAAGUUGUCGGCGCUCAAAACCCGGCGGUAUCACCCCGGCAAGCCCCCUCGGAGCUGGGCUCAUGAGAUCGACAGCUGUGCCAUCUGCUUGGACCAUUUCCACAAGAAUCAGUGUCUCCGGGUACUGCCAUGCCUGCACGAGUUCCACCGGGACUGCGUGGAUCCCUGGCUUUUCCUGCAGCAGACCUGCCCUCUCUGCAAACACAACAUUUUAGGCAACUGCUGUCAAGAGAGCUAGCAAGCCCAGCAGGUCCCUCUCUUGGGUGGACGGAUCCACCAGCACACCAGGGGAAAAGCGCCUGACGGAGACCUUGGCUUGCCAGCGUCUUUC